AUGGCGCUGAAGGAGGUUAUUCUAGAGCUUCCCAUCAUACGCGUUCUCUCUUCCUCUCAGCAACUUAAUGUUUUAGCCUCAGUGACCUCUGUUGGCCUGAUACUGGUGUCAUAUGUGGUCUACAACUCCAUAACGUCUUCGAAGCCAGGCUCAAUUCGCCGACUUGGAGGAUUCCCUGUCUUCACAGCUUGGACCUUCUUCACCAAAAGAUACGAUUUCGUCCGAAGCAACUUCAGUGGUUCCGAUCCUCACUUCAAGUUUAAGGUCCUUCACCACGACGUCGUUGCGUUCCGUGGCGAAGAAGCCCGAAAGACUUUCUUCGAUACAAAAAGUUUAGAUUUUAUUGAAGGGUAUAAGAUCCUUAUGGGAGCCGCGCCGAGCUUAAAAGAUAUUCAAGUGGAGGAAAAUACACAAGGAGACGUGUCAUGGUUCAACAAGCAAAUUGCAAUCCUUCUGAACAAGAACAGGCUGACCGAUGCCCUACCUUUUUUGCUCAAUGACGUUAACAACCGUAUGGAAUCUUGGGGCAAGAGCGCCAGGAUUGACCCUUUCAAGCACAUCUAUGAUCUUGUGUUCCAAAUGACUGUCCGAAUGGCAUCGUGUGAUGAGCUAGCCAAAGACGUGAAGACCAUCUCUGAGCUCCAAAGUCUGUAUUGGACACUAGAAAAAAGUGCUACCCCUACAGCCCUUUUGUUGCCUUGGUUCCCUAGUCCGGCAAAAAAGAGAAAGGAAGUUGCGACUAAGGAGCUAUUUAUGAAGCUUUAUGGAUUUGUCGAGGCCCGCAGACAUGCAACCGUCCCCUCCACGGAUGCUAUCGAUGUGCUGCUAGGCCAGGGAAUGGACACCCCAAAUAUUGUCCAGUUCGUUCUUAGUGUCAUCUUCGCCGGAGUUAUCAAUACAGGUAUUAACUCUUGCUGGGCAAUUGUGUACCUUGCUUCCCAUCCUGAGUGGAAGGCUAAAGUCAAGGCUGAGAUUAAUUCUUUAAUCGAGAAACACACCAACACUGUGUCCACCGAGCCCCUUCAUAAGCGCCUUGCUGCCAUCCCCAUCUCCGCGUGGGACGAUGAGCUGCCGGUACUGGAACUUGUCAUCCGUGAAACUCUCCGACUUGCUAUUUCUGGAACUGCCCUUCGCCGAAAUUUGAUUGAAGAGCUUACUAUCGCUAAUGGUCAAGUCAAGAAAGGAGAUUUCGUCGCAUAUUCUCUUGCCGAUGUUCACUUGAACCCAGACAUCUACGAACAACCCGAGAAGUUCGACCCUUCUCGCUUCGAAGCAGGCCGAGAGGAAGACAAGAAAGGAACGUUCUCAUUCCUCGGAUGGGGUGCCGGUCGUCACCCCUGCUCCGGAAUGAAGAUUGCCAAACUCGAAAUCAAAGUCAUCAUGGCUAUGAUGCUUGCCGGAUUUGACUUCGAUAUCGUCGACAAGAAUGGCAAACCUUUGAAGGAACUCCCACAACCCGACCGGAACGAUAUUCAUCAGGCCAGGCCCCUAGGGGAGCCAUGCUUCCUUCAGGUCGAGCGUAUCGCUGAGUAA
Messenger RNA from Psilocybe cubensis, 1533 nucleotides. RefSeq names its product Cytochrome P450 monooxygenase. The transcript is spliced from 9 exons. The coding region runs from base 1 to 1533 and encodes 510 amino acids. NCBI's taxonomy places the organism in Eukaryota, Fungi, Basidiomycota, Agaricomycetes, Agaricales, Agrocybaceae. The record is from RefSeq and is a predicted model, not a curated record. Gene Ontology annotation, molecular function: oxidoreductase activity, acting on paired donors, with incorporation or reduction of molecular oxygen; iron ion binding; heme binding.